AUGAACGGAAAUCAAGUUUUAGAGUAUCUGGAAACUGAUCCAACUGGUCGCUACGGACGUUUUGGAGAAGUUCUUGGAAGGGGAGCGAUGAAGACAGUGUACAAAGCAAUCGACGAGAUGCUUGGAAUAGAAGUAGCAUGGAGCCAGGUGAAGCUAAAAGAGGUUCUUCGUUCCUCUGUUGACCUACAAAGGCUCUACUCCGAGGUUCAUCUCCUGAGCACUCUCAACCACAAAUCCAUCAUUCGUUUCUACACUUCCUGGAUCGAUGUUCAUUCCCAUACUCUCAACUUCAUCACGGAGCUGUUCACUUCUGGGACCCUCCGACAAUACAAAAACAAGUACUUGCGGAUAGAUAUCCGAGCAAUCAAGUCAUGGGCUCGGCAGAUCCUGGAAGGGCUUGUUUAUCUCCACGAGCACGACCCUCCUGUUAUCCAUAGAGACCUCAAGUGUGAUAACAUCUUUGUUAAUGGGCAUCUUGGGCAAGUCAAAAUAGGCGAUCUUGGUCUUGCAAGAAUGCUCCGGGACUGCCACUCUGCCCAUAGUGUCAUCGGCACUCCCGAGUUCAUGGCUCCAGAGUUAUAUGAAGAGAACUACAAUGAACUCAUUGACGUUUAUUCCUUUGGGAUGUGCUUUUUGGAGAUGAUCACCUCUGAGUUCCCGUAUAGUGAGUGCAACAAUCCGGCGCAGAUUUACAAGAAAGUUGUCUCGGGAAAGCUACCGGGAGCGUUUUACAGAGUUGGAGACACUGAGGCACAGAAGUUCAUCGGGAAAUGCCUUGUCCCUGCCUCAAAGAGAGUAUCAGCAAAAGAGCUAUUGCAAGAUCCAUUUCUCGCCUCUGAUGAGUCAUGGAUGGUGUACGCCAGCGGCGCUGGGAAUCCAAGGCCGUUUUUGAACGAGAAUGAAAUGGAAACACUCGCGUUGGAAGAUGAUGAGUUAGGGAGGACACAGAUGUCCAUCACUGGGAACCUGAACGCAGAAGAUAACACAAUCCAACUGGAUGUGCUAUUUGCAGAUGAAAAUGGUAUGGCAAAAAAAGUGUCUUUCCCCUUUGACACCAUGACUGAUACUUCCAUUGAUGUUGCAACGGAGAUGGUAAAAGAACUCGACAUCACAGACUGGGAGCCACUCGAGAUUGCUAAAAUGAUUGAUGGAGCCAUCUCUUCUUUGGUGCCUGGUUGGAGGUUCGAGGAAGAUGAUGAAACCUAUCACGCUUCUUCCUCGCAUUCAUCAUCAUCCCACGCUUCACUCUCUAACUACAUGGCACGAGGCCGUCAAGACUGGCUACAAGGGUCUUACUCCAACCUCAACUACGUAUCUGUUGAUGAGAACAGCUCCCAGCAAGCUGUGAUGACCAGAACUCACGACGUCACGAGGUUUUGCCCCGAAGAAAGCUCUCAUCUGCAGUCAGGACAAGCCAACAUGUACGGAGCUUCCAGUUCGAGUAACGGGAGAGUGGCUUCAGACAACCGCACACUUCCAAGAAACCGCUCACUUGUAAACGUGCAGAGCAGGUUACAGCAGCGGUCGCUGGCGGAAGAAGCUAGAAGAAGAAGGAUGAUAAGAACUGUUGGAGACGUUGAAACAGUUGGGUUUCAGUCACCUUAUGCUGUUUCCCGGAAUCCACGGAGGUCAAGGCGCUAG
This is a messenger RNA of Microthlaspi erraticum, 1641 nucleotides long. The record is from the annotation of a GenBank genome assembly. NCBI's taxonomy places the organism in Eukaryota, Viridiplantae, Streptophyta, Magnoliopsida, Brassicales, Brassicaceae.